CGUCUCUCAGAUAUAGAGAUCAUUACAAGACGGGGCGAGAUAACAUUGGCCAUUUUCUACCAGCAUUCUAUCUCAGUAAGAGGCGUCACUUUCGCUAGGUUAGCGCACUCCAAUCAGGUUAUUGGGUACCUUGAUGCCAAGGUUACAGUUAGGUUAGCGCUGUAAGCAAGCCCAUACAGCCGGGCCGCCGUCGGUUUGAUUUGACGCGAAAGAAUUAUGGGUGCUGCAUUCAUUGUAUGAACAGUUCUGCAAAUAACAGCCUGCAACACUACUCAUGCAACAAGCAGACAACAUCACAACAACUCAGGGACCGAUCCAGUCGUCGAUCGAUGAAAUCCAUAUUGUAGUUGUGGCCUGCCAAGCCGAUAGCCAGAAUGCAAUUUACGUUCUGUUGUGUUAUUGCCGUCGCGGCAACCAGCUGGGCACAGGUCCUCAAUCCUUUAUAUACAGCAGUCCAGUAUACAACAAUCGGCACCCAACCCUUAGAUAUAGCGAGUAUUUGUGACAACAAAGCUUUUGGCUGGAUGCCGGGGGAUGCUGAUUUUGACGGUAACCAAAACAGCUUCCCAGCACAACAUCAUCCUGGCACAAACUUGACCUAUGGAGGAGUUCAUUAUGAACUACAAAGUUUACAGAAUGACGGCAACGACAAUUUUGUUGCCCAAAGUCAAUUACUUGAAAUAACACCUGCGAGGUACUUUAGUGUACAUAUUCUUGCUUCAGCAGAAACUUCGACGACAGGCGGAAAUAUCAAAGCGACAUAUGCCGAUGGCACUGAAACGAUUGCAGAGAUAACAGUCCCACCUUGGUGGUUAUGGGCAUACCCAUCUGGUGGAGACAUCGUUAUGCCUUUCUAUUAUACCAAUGAAUCGAUAAACUUCAACAGAUCUAACAUUUUCCAGACCACAUCGUGGCUGGACUCUAGUAAGAAUCUGACGGCAUUGCUAAUGCCGAAUUCUAGCUCAUCUAGCAGAUUGCACAUCUUCUCCAUGACCUUGUCGCCAGCAUCAUCAAGUGAGACGGCACAGGCACCACAGCUCGCAGUGCAAUAUGCGAGAUCUACCAAGAAGUACGCAGAUUGUGCAGCGACGCAAAUAUUCGAAGUCACAGUCAGGAAUAUAGACGGGCACAAAUGGGUUCUGGCAAAUGACCCUGUUGUGGUUGGCAUCGAGUCUGACGGUGUGGAAACCGUGAGACCUGCAACUAUCAAACGCCUUCGGCCAGGAGAUCAAGUCACUGUCCAAGUAGAGGUGGCAAACAAAAAUGGUGUCGAGAAAGGUACAACAGGUACUGCGACAGCGCGUCUGAAUUCUAAGACGGUUGAUUUGAGCCAUACCUUUGAGGCCACUUUCGGCAUUGGGGCAUACGAAGCCACGUAUGAGUCAAUAUACACACACGAAAGCCCUGAAUGGUUCAACAACGCCAAAUUUGGCAUUUUCAUCCAUUGGGGUCUUUACUCUAUUCCAGCCUGGGGCAACUCUGGGGUCAAUGAGACGUAUGCAGAGUGGUAUUGGUGGAAUAUGAUUGCCGGGUCUGAGACUUCAGACCAAACGUAUGAGUAUCAUCUCGCAACAUACGGCGCAAACUUCACCUACGACGAUCUUAUCGAGGAGUUCUCCGCCACAGCUUAUAAUGCGAAAGAUUGGGUAGAUCUGUUCAACGAUGCGGGUGUCACGUACUUUGUGCAAGUGGCAAAGCACCACGACGGCUUUGCGCUCUUCGACCUUCCACGGAACGUGUCUCAGCGUACCUCAGUCGCGCAGUACCCUCACCGUGAUUUCAUAAAGGAAUUAUUUGAUGCUGCUGCUAAGUACCAACCACACCUACACCGAGCCGCAUACUAUAGUCUUCCAGAGUGGUUCCAUCCGGACUAUGCGCCUUACGGUUUUGGGCGCUGGCCGGGUCACAGUGCUACUAACCCCUUUACGAACUCGACACUUCCAUACACUGGACAUGUACCCGUUAGCGACUAUUUAAGAGAUCUAGUUCUGCCUGAGAUGCAAACUCUAGCGGCCCUUGGCAGCGAAAUUAUGUGGUGCGACAUUGGUGGACCAAACCUCACAGCGGAGUUCGCUGCGCAAUGGUAUAAUGAGGCGAUAGCUCAAGACAGGCAGGUCACGAUGAACAAUCGUUGUGGCCUACCGGGUGAUUUUGACACGCCGGAGUAUAGCACACUCUCUGUUACACAGAAGAGGAAGUGGGAAAGCAAUGCUGGUAUGGAUCCCUACAGUUAUGGUUAUAACCGUGCCACCUCGGUGGCAGGUUACAUGAACGCCAGCACGAUCGUAACGAGCCUCGUCGACAUCACGAGCAAGAAUGGUAACUACCUCCUGGAUAUUGGACCGACAGGAAAUGGAAGCAUUCUUGACGUUGAAGCUCGGCAUCUACGCGAAGCGGGAAGUUGGAUCAAAGAUCAUGCCGAGGCAAUUUUCAAUACUACAAGCUGGUUUGUGACCCCUCAGGAAGGAAAAGAUGUGAGAUUUACCACAACUAUGGACGCGUUCUACAUCUUUGUAAUGAAUCAGGUCAACAGCUCGCUGGCAUUGACGAGCGAGAUACCAUGGGUUGAAGGCGACGAAGUGACGGUCGUAGGUGGUAGUCUGCAUGGAAGCGUAGUACCUACCAGCUCCGGUAUUGUUGAUGGGCUAAGAGUGGUUCAAUUGGAGAUCAGUGACUCAGUUCGAGGAGCUGAUAAGUGGACAUGGGUGUUCAAGAUAAGCUAUAUUUAAAAUGACGACCUAUCUUGCUAGCCACCAAAGAAGUUUUCCUUGUAUGGUUGUAUUCAGAUCAUCAAUUCAAAAACUCUCGGCAGCUCAAUGUUCAAAGACAUUACCAUCGAUAACUUUCCAAGCGUGUUGGCCAGGUACCUUAUCAGACCUACACUUCCAUGUUCUUUAGGGACCAUUGAGUUGCGGGGUUUGGUCCCGGGAUCUCAAUGCACUUCCCACAGGCUCUAAUAAUGCAGUCAUACAUUUUCGAUAACCUAGAUUAGUGGCAAUCACCGCACAUGGGAGCACGCUGUCAAUACGAACGAAGAUUCUUAUGGGGCUUGUAAAAAGUGUAGUCCCGAUUUGUCUCACAGGCUUCCAUAGGCGUUGAUAGCCCUAAUCUCAUACAAAGAAAUCAAUGGGAGUAAUUUCGAGCCGAGAAU
Molecule: messenger RNA, 3151 nt
Organism: Truncatella angustata
Lineage: Eukaryota; Fungi; Ascomycota; Sordariomycetes; Amphisphaeriales; Sporocadaceae
Product: glycoside hydrolase superfamily
Exons: 5
Coding region: 375-2729 (784 amino acids)
Biological process (GO): fucose metabolic process; glycoside catabolic process
Cellular component (GO): lysosome
Molecular function (GO): alpha-L-fucosidase activity
Source: RefSeq, a predicted model, not a curated record